Messenger RNA from Gopherus evgoodei (Goodes thornscrub tortoise), 2831 nucleotides. It is a transcript of the gene SCPEP1, whose product is annotated as serine carboxypeptidase 1. Gene Ontology annotation, molecular function: serine-type carboxypeptidase activity. The transcript is spliced from 13 exons. Lineage: Eukaryota; Metazoa; Chordata; Testudines; Testudinidae. Gene Ontology annotation, biological process: proteolysis. The record is from RefSeq and is a predicted model, not a curated record. The coding region runs from base 66 to 1403 and encodes 445 amino acids.
ACGCAGCUGACUAGAGACUCGAGUCAUAUGAUUUUCAGUCAGGAAACUCCGCAGUUGCUGCAGAGAUGGAGCUGCUGCUUAGACAACAUGUUAUCCCGCUGCUUUUCCUGCUGACUUUGGGUUCAGGUGCAGUUAUAAAGCAAUCAAAAGAGCAGAAAGAAGCAUGGGGGUAUGUAACAGUCAGAAGCAAUGCACACAUGUUCUGGUGGCUCUACUAUGCAAACAACUCUGCCAAAAAUUUCACGGAAUUACCUCUCAUUAUGUGGCUUCAGGGAGGUCCAGGAGCUUCAGGCUGUGGAUUUGGGAACUUUGAAGAAAUUGGUCCCUUGGAUGCAGAACUGAAACCAAGAAAUACAACCUGGCUGCAGGCAGCCAGUGUACUGUUUGUCGAUAAUCCCGUUGGCACUGGAUUCAGUUACACAAAUGAUAGUAAUGCAUUUGCAAAAGAUCUCUCCACUGUAUCUUCCGAUAUGCUGGUUCUUCUUAAAGAAUUCUUCAGGUUGAUGAAAGAAUUCCAGACUAUUCCAUUCUACAUCUUCUCAGAAUCUUAUGGAGGAAAAAUGGCAGCUGGAAUCGCUUUAGAGUUGUAUAAGGCUAUUCACGAUGGGAGCAUAGAGUGCAAUUUUGCUGGGGCUGCUCUCGGAGAUUCAUGGAUUUCUCCUGUAGAUUCUGUGCUUUCCUGGGGGCCAUACCUUUACAGCACUUCUCUCCUUGAUGAUCAAGGUCUAGUGGAGGUGACUGCUGCUGCCAAAAAGGUCAUGAAUGCAGUGAAUAAAGGGCAAUACACACUGGCCACUGAGCUCUGGAGUCAAACCGAGGAAGUAAUUGAACAGAACACGGACAACGUGAAUUUCUAUAACAUCCUAGCCAAGAAGUCCCCAGAUCUCAAAGCCUCGAAACAUGAAAAUAUCCAUCUUAUUAAACUUUACCAGCGCCAUGUCGAACGUCUGCAUAAGGACAGCUUAAGUGACCUGAUGAAUGGACCCAUCCGAAAGAAGCUGAGAAGCAUUCCUGACUCUGUCACAUGGGGAGGUCAGUCAGAAGAAGUCUUCUUACACAUGGCUGAAGACUUCAUGAAGCCUGUCAUUCAUAUUGUGGAUGCGCUGCUGGCAGCCAAUGUCAACGUUACUGUCUAUAACGGACAGCUGGAUCUCAUUGUGGACACCAUGGGCCAGGAGGCGUGGGUUCGGAAACUGAAAUGGCCUAAACUGAAGCAGUUCAGCCAACAAAAAUGGAAGGCUCUAUAUGUAUCUCCAGAAUCCCCUGAGACAGCUGCUUUCCAUAAGUCCUAUGAAAACUUGGCCUUCUACUGGAUUCUAAAGGCUGGGCACAUGGUACCAUCCGAUCAAGGGGACAUGGCGUUGAAAAUGGUCAGGAUGGUGACACAACAAAAACACUGGUGAAAUGGAUGCCGGCUGGCAUGGUUUUCAUAUACAACUCCGGUGUAUUAGCAGAACUUGUGCCACAGACUGGACUUCAGAAGGAACAAUCACUAUUUGGAAAUUUAGCCUCUUUGGUAAUGUGCAAGGCAUUUAAGGAGAUGCAUGGUUUAUUCUUAAAUGAAAUGCUACCUUUGAAUUUGUAAACUGUGAUUCUCUGCCUCAAUACUGCUCACACUGACUUUUCCUGUGGGAACUUCACUCUGAUAAAUAACACUCAGAUGCUUCUUUGAGAAUUUCCCAAAUGUUCUUUGUCUGUUUAUGCACCAAUAUUAAGAUGAGUUUGCUGCUCUAAAGAUUCAACCUCAGCCAGCAAGCCUGCUUCCAAAGCUGUGGAUGUUUUUUCCUUAACGGAUGACUUUUUGCAUCUGCAUCAGACACCAUUGCUUUCUGUCAAGACACUGCAGAGUGGCUGUGCUAGGACUUCAUUUUGAAUCCAGAUCCAGUUUGAACACACACCUCAGUCCAUACUGAACCACUUUUUCUACUCUUGAGCCUCCUUUUCCAUGUGCAUUAUCCAAGAUUUGUUUUUUAAUGCACUCAGUGCCACACAACCAUCACUCAGUAAAACCUUCUUUUCCCCAUUAUUCAAACAGGAAGGCAUGGAUACUUAAUAUGAGAAUAAACACUGUGCCAAUACUUUCUCUUCAUAGAAUGAGCCAAAGUUCUAAUGGCUAAGAGCUGCUGGGCUUCUGGCCUCCACCCAGAAAGUGAAAAGGAGGUUAGUUAAGCGAUAAGGAGGAGGCAUAAGUCAGAACAAAUACCCCAUCCAUAUUUUUCUAGAUCUUGGAUUGAGUCUCACAGUGAGCUAUUGGCUUUGCAAUUUGAAGUGGGAAUUCUUUAUAAAGUAUACGUAUCCCAGUUCCCCAGUGAAAACAAUCACACAAAUGAGGUAUCUGAAUCACUUCUUUCCUGUUGUGCAACUGCAAUCCUCUUUGAAAAUGACCCCUUUUAUCAACACUCAGGCAGCUUGUGCCAGUUGUCAGACUCCUAAAUAAAUAGCAAACAGCCCUGUGCUUCCCCACAUAUGAAACUUAAGAGUAUUAGCGUAGCAGCUAUUUUGCAGUGUAGUGCUAUGUAAAGACAUGUCCACGAACUCUGCUGUUAGAGCAGCAAUAAGCUGAAACUGCGCUAUGGGGAACUUUGGCAAUGCACAAAUAAGCUGCCUUUCCAAUAAACCAGUGGAUCUCACUUAAAUGCUGCACCUUGUGGAAUCAAGUUGAUUUGAUGCCUAAAAACGUGUACUUCUAUGGUCUGGCUUUGGGGAAUAAAACCCUAAGUGCUAAAGAAUGAAUCCAGUAGUUACAUCUGUGCUGAUCUAUAUAUUGAUCCUGCUCUUGUCACAUUUUUAACAUGUUCUUGAAGCCAAAUAAAAGCCUAUGUUGUAAUGGA